AUGUCAGUAACUGAUAAUGAUAAAAAUGAUACGAUGCUAUUUGAUACACGACAUCAAAGUAUUGAUUUUGAAUCAUUAAAUCGAUUACCAACCGAAGUUGUCGAAAUAGUAAUAUAUUUACUAUGCCUUUGUAUUGGUGGGCCAUUGAAUUUAAUUUGCAUUGGACGUUCGUUGCGUUUGUUUAUAAAUGGCCAAAAGCAACGAAAUCAAAUAUUUUUCCUUAGGCUACAUUUAAAUAUUGCUGAUUUAUUAACAAUUUUCAUUUAUACACCAUCGCAAAUUAUUUGGAUGACAACAUUUCAAUGGUAUGGCGGAGAUAUUUUAUGUCGUAUAUGUAAAUUUUUUCAUACAUUUAAUUUUUAUUUAAAUUCAUUUGUUAUUGUGGUAAUAGCAAUUGAUCGAGCGCAAGGCGCAUAUCGAAUAAACAAUGUGGGAGCAUCAAAAUUUGCAUUUCGUUGGGUAAAAUUUAUGCUUAUAACAUCGUACAUAGCUGCGAUUAUUUUUUCGGUACCACAAAUAUUCAUAUUUCGCGUUUAUCAACCAAAUGAAAAUAUCGAAUUUCGCCAAUGUACACCAAUAUGGACAAUUUAUGCUUACAAAUAUGACAUUCAAAUGCAAUUAGCUGAAACAGAUCAAGAAAAGCAUCAAUUAACAACUAAUUUCUAUCAGGUUCUUCGAUUAGAAAAAAUGUAUAACAUAACACAUUUAUUGCUUGUUUUUUGGAUUCCAACAACAAUUAUUGCAUUUUCAUAUAUGUUUGUCAUUUGCAAAUUUAAUUCGAUGAAACGACGAAAUUGGCAUACUGAUCGUCCUUCAUACAUUACUUAUAUUAUUUCACGUAUAUCACGGAAUAAACAAUAUGGCAAUUUAAAUGCUAGCUCAAGAAUAGCAAUGACAGCAGUUACGUCAACGUCAACGUCAACUAAUGCGCAUACAAUUUCAAUGGAAAAUAAUUCACCGAUUGUUACGUUAGAUUCUUCUACUACUAUUGGUCCAUUAGUCUUACAAACAUUAUGUAAAGCUUCAAAGAUAGCUAAACGUCAAGCAGCAUUGACACUUAUUGCAUAUUUAAUUUUAUGGUCACCGUACAAUAUGCUAGCAAUGAUGAAUACAUUAACAAUGCCAACAGAAAAUGACGGAGUUUUCAUGGAUACAUUAAAUUUUUUAAAUGCGCUAAUUGUUUUUAAUCCGUAA
Brugia pahangi is the source of this 1194-nucleotide messenger RNA. The record is from the annotation of a GenBank genome assembly. Lineage: Eukaryota; Metazoa; Nematoda; Chromadorea; Rhabditida; Onchocercidae.